Molecule: messenger RNA, 2197 nt
Organism: Amaranthus tricolor (Joseph's coat)
Lineage: Eukaryota; Viridiplantae; Streptophyta; Magnoliopsida; Caryophyllales; Amaranthaceae
Product: NAD-dependent malic enzyme 59 kDa isoform, mitochondrial
Exons: 20
Coding region: 175-1989 (604 amino acids)
Biological process (GO): pyruvate metabolic process; malate metabolic process
Cellular component (GO): mitochondrion
Molecular function (GO): NAD binding; malate dehydrogenase (decarboxylating) (NAD+) activity
Source: RefSeq, a predicted model, not a curated record
AGCGAAGACUCAGUUCUGAGGAACUCACUGACUCCUGCUGUACAUUAUAUAAGGCAACCAUACGCGACAUAUCGACACUCGAUCACCAUUCCAUUAUAACGCAUUUCUCCAAUUUCUCUCUCAUUUGAACUUUUUACAUUUUCACUAUUGCAGAUUGAGUAAAAUUUCCGGAAAAUGCGGAGAGUUGUGCGAUCUGUAGCCGCGAAUCACCGUCAUACGCGGUGGUUUUCCACGGCGGCGAUUCCUGGUCCAUGUAUUGUUCAAAAGCGUGGUGCUGAUAUUCUUCAUGAUCCUUGGUUCAAUAAGGACACUGGAUUUCCUUUGACAGAAAGAGAUCGUCUAGGGCUCCGUGGUCUCCUGCCACCUCGUAUUGUGUCAUUUGAACAACAGUAUGCCCGUUUCAUGGAAUCAUAUCGAUCACUUGAGAAAAAUACAGAAGGACAGCCAGAUCAUGCAGUUGCUUUGGCAAAAUGGAGGAUUUUGAACAGACUGCAUGACAGGAAUGAAACAUUAUAUUACAGAGUCCUUAUUGAUAACAUCGAAGACUUUGCACCUAUUAUAUAUACUCCAACUGUAGGGCUGGUGUGUCAAAACUAUUCUGGUUUGUUCAGACGUCCACGUGGAAUGUAUUUCAGUGCCAAAGAUAAGGGAGAGAUGAUGUCUAUGAUAUAUAAUUGGCCAGCACAAAGUGUUGAUAUGAUAGUUAUCACAGAUGGUAGCCGAAUUCUUGGCUUGGGGGACCUUGGAGUUCAAGGAAUAGGCAUACCUAUCGGGAAACUUGAUGUAUAUGUUGCUGCUGCAGGAAUGAACCCACAACGAGUACUUCCAGUUAUGCUUGAUGUGGGUACUAGCAACCAAGAGCUUCUAAAAAAUCCUCUCUACUUAGGACUCAGACAACCUAGGCUAGAAGGGGAAGAGUAUCUAGCCAUAGUUGAUGAAUUCAUGGAAGCUGUUCGUACACGUUGGCCCAAGGCUAUUGUGCAGUUCGAGGACUUCCAAAUGAAAUGGGCCUUUGAAACACUGGAAAGAUAUCGUAAAAAGUUUUGCAUGUUUAAUGAUGACAUUCAGGGAACUGCUGGUGUUGCCUUGGCUGGGAUACUGGGUGCUCUCAGAGCACAAGGUCGUCCAAUGACUGAUUUGAUGAGACAAAAAGUAGUUGUCGUAGGAGCUGGCAGUGCAGGGCUUGGUGUCCUUAACAUGGCAGUGCAGGCAAUUUCCAGGAUGGCUGGGGCCAAUGGAGUCUGUCCCAAGCAUCAAUUCUACCUAAUAGAUAAAGAUGGACUUAUUACUAAAGAAAGAAAGAAUUUAGACCCAUCUGCAGCACCCUUCGCUAGACACCCUGAAGAAACUGAUGGGCUCAAGGAGGGAGCUAAUAUUGUUGAAGUGGUUAGAAAGCUCAAACCAGAUGUGCUUCUUGGUUUAUCUGGACGUGGUGGUAUCUUCAAUGAAGAGGUGCUGAAGGCCAUGGGAGAAUCAGACAGCCCUAGACCUGCUAUUUUUGCCAUGUCAAAUCCUACACUGAAUGCUGAAUGUACUCCUGCUGAGGCUUUCAAAUAUGCUGGUGAGAACAUUGUUUUUGCAAGUGGAAGUCCUUUCCAGAACGUUGAUCUUGGGAACGGAAAAGUAGGUCAUGUCAAUCAAGCCAAUAACAUGUACCUUUUCCCUGGGAUUGGGUUGGGAGCUUUGCUUUCAGGAGCUCGCCUAAUUACUGAUGACAUGUUGCAAGCUGCUGCUGAAUGUCUUGCUUCGUACAUGACGGACAAAGAAAUAAGUGAAGGUGUUUUGUAUCCAUCAAUUGGAAGUAUUAGAGAAAUCACAGCUGAAGUGGGAGCUGCUGUUGUGCGAGAAGCUGUUGCUGGAGGCUUAGCUGAAGGUCAUCGUGACGUUGGUCUAAAAGAGCUCAGGUGUAUGUCAAAGGAAGAGACAGUGGAAUAUGUAAAGCGCAGUAUGUGGUUUCCCAUCUACAGCCCUCUUGUUCACUCCAAAUAAUAUAAAAACGAUUUGGAAGUCGAGAGUGUUGGUAUUUCAAAUUAUCAAUGGGAAAAAAAAGCUUAAGGGGGAGCGUGAUAUCAUCCUUUUACCUUGAAAUUAUUUUGUUGUAUUGAAACUGUUGUAUUCUUGUAGUUAGAUCCUCCUAUUCCUAUAUGUAAAAUUACUCAGGAGAUCAUCCAAUUACCUUGAAAUUAUUUUGUUUACA